AAUUAAUUUAUAAAAAAAUUACUGCAUAAAAUAGGGAAAAAAGUACGGAAAAGAAUAAAAGUACAAAAUAAAAAAAUAUCCAGUUAUAAUUAUAAUGAAUAGGAUAAAUUCAAUGAACCAAGUUACCACCUAAGCUUUCCUCCUUUGACACAACUUCCUCCUUUCUUCUUCUUCCUCCUUAAAUAAUGGCGUAAUUCUUCUAUUCGCCUCCUUUUUGGAGUUAUACUGGCGUCUAAGACAAGAUUUCUGAUUUUUUCACCCUAAAUCAAAUUUCUUCCUUCCUUCCUUCAACUUUAUUUACGAUUUCCAAGUUUACAAAAUUGUGGGAAUUAAUCUGUAAAAGAGUAGUUGAUUUUGCAAAAUUAAAAUUAGGGGGGAAAUAAGGAGGAGGCAAGAUUAUCUGAUUGAUUUAUGUCUCUGACAUUUCCCAACCUAUCUUGGUGGUUGUGGAGUGGUAAAAAAAAAGAUGCUAAAUUGAAGAAAGGGUCUUCUCUAGAUUCGUCGACCGAAUUGAAUGUAGAUGUGCUGAAGUUCCCUGCUAUUAGUGGGACGGGGGCUAAUUUAGGUUCUAACUCGAGGAGGGGUAGGCGAAAAGGGCGGGCUCAAGAGGGUGGGAAGGUUGAUAAGGAGCAUGAUGUUGUUCUUGUGCCUUCAGAUGGAGGUGGUACGUCUGAUAAUGAAUCGGAUGCUUCAGAUUGGUCGAUAGGAUGGUCUGAGCCACAUGCCUCGGGGUUCUUGAGUGAGGAUGAAAUUGAUGGGGGAUUUGGUGUUCUUGUCCGGUGCUACGGGCGUGGCUCUGGAGGGAACCAAGACCGUAGGAAAAACAGUGUGGUCAAUAAUGCCAAUGUACCAGAGCUUUAUUCUGCUGAUGGCGAAAAGUACAUGGAACGGUGGCUUUCUUCUCUACAGCAUAACUGAACUAGCCAUAUUGCUCCCUGCCAUGCUCUUUCUGCUGCUGUUUAGUUUGUGAAUUAAAUGAUCGUUAAAAUGGGGUUUUUAUCAGUUGAUGUAUUUCAACUUCUUUGAUACUGUUCUACUAACUAUGAUGGGAUUGACAGUAAGUUGAAAUACAACGGCUUAUACAUCAAACCGUUUACUCGUAUUUAUUUUUUCUUAUCAUGUAGAUUUGUUAAUAAGAUCUUAAAUGUUUUUUUAAAAGGAAAAAACAUCAAUAAUAGGAAAAAAAUACAAAAAAACAAGGGGAAGUUUGGCUUAUAAAAAAGAAAAAAAAGAAAAAAAAAAAAGCCCUGAAUUACUGCUAGUGUGAAUUCUUUGUAAAUUCUUUGUUUCGACCGCCUUUGUAAAUACAUUUGGAUAUUGUGGUUAAUUUGAUUCAUCAGUUGUAAAUACUUUUACUUCAUAAAUAAUAUCAAAAACUCUGUUUUGUUGUUUUAUUUUUAUUAA
Messenger RNA from Chenopodium quinoa (quinoa), 1404 nucleotides. RefSeq lists its product as uncharacterized. NCBI's taxonomy places the organism in Eukaryota, Viridiplantae, Streptophyta, Magnoliopsida, Caryophyllales, Amaranthaceae. The transcript has 3 exons. The coding region runs from base 412 to 918 and encodes 168 amino acids. The record is from RefSeq and is a predicted model, not a curated record.